GUGUAGGGUUUUCUUUUGAAGAAAAAAAAUAUGAAUUUUAUAGCCUCUGAGUGUAGUAGUGGGAGUGAGUCCGGUUGGACUAAUUACUUAGAACAAUCUUUUCUAUCUGCCAAUCCAUCAAAGAAAAAGAAUGUUAAAAAGAGUGGGUUUUGUGAUGAACGUAGAGAGAAUAGAAGUAAACAAAGGGUUGUUGAUGAAGAAGAUCUUUCCAUGGUUUCUGAUGCAUCUUCAGGGCCUCCACAUUUCUAUGAAGAUAAUGGUGGUAACCAAUUAUACCAUAAAAAUAUGGUGCCCCAAGGUGUCACAUUGAAUAAAAAUGGCGGUGAUAAAAGGCAUAGAAAACUGCAGGUACAUGAAGACGAUGAUACUGCAAGCUCUCCUUUCAUCAAUCACUCCAAGAACAACAACAAUAAUCAUGCUCCUGUGGGUUUCUCUGCAACACACUUUGAGUCAUCUUCUCCCUCUGCAAACCAGCUACGAACCAGGGAAGAUCAGAUUUACAGGUGGUUUUAA
Hibiscus syriacus is the source of this 513-nucleotide messenger RNA. Its product is annotated as protein SOB FIVE-LIKE 6-like. The record is from RefSeq and is a predicted model, not a curated record. Gene Ontology annotation, biological process: cytokinin biosynthetic process. The transcript has 3 exons. Lineage: Eukaryota; Viridiplantae; Streptophyta; Magnoliopsida; Malvales; Malvaceae. Bases 31 to 513 code for a protein of 160 amino acids.